Messenger RNA from Xenopus laevis (African clawed frog), 6003 nucleotides. It is a transcript of the gene cntn1.S, whose product is annotated as contactin 1 S homeolog. NCBI's taxonomy places the organism in Eukaryota, Metazoa, Chordata, Amphibia, Anura, Pipidae. Gene Ontology annotation, molecular function: cell-cell adhesion mediator activity. The transcript has 24 exons. Gene Ontology annotation, cellular component: axon; plasma membrane. The record is from RefSeq and is a predicted model, not a curated record. Bases 289 to 3318 code for a protein of 1009 amino acids. Gene Ontology annotation, biological process: brain development; cell-cell adhesion; axon guidance.
AGCGCGGGGUGGGAGGGCUCAGUGCUGCGGAGAGGACUGGCUGGGCUGGGACUGCGGGCACAUACCGAGCACGAGCGGGGGAGGGGGUUUGCCCAGGUGUUCGUAGAGCUGACAGCCCGGUGCUUCGCCAAGAACAAGGAAUUACUAUGUGGAAAAUUUUGAUGGGACCACAUUCUACAUGCUUUGCAGGAUCCCAGUAACCAGGCUUUCCACUGUUAUUCACUACUGAAGCUAUAUAAAAUAAAUUCAACAUUUUGCACUUUGAACUGAACACUGAAUUACAUCAAAAUGUGGCCUAUACUAACCCAACUGGUGAUAUACGUCUUCCUCUGCUGGGCGGAGGAAGGAAAAAGAUAUGGACCUGUCUUUGAAGAACAACCAAUUGACACAAUUUUCCCUGAAGAAUCUAGAGAGGGCAAAGUCUCAGUGAACUGCAGGGCUCGAGCAAACCCUCCUCCUAUUUAUAAGUGGAGAAAGAAUAAUUGGGAGAUUGACUUUCUUAAUGAGCAUUACAGUUUGGUGGGCGGUAAUCUUGUCAUCCACAAUCCAGACAAAUACAAAGAUUCUGCGAGAUAUGUUUGCAUUGUAUCAAAUAUGUAUGGGAAAGUCUGGAGUAGAGAAGCCACUUUGAACUUUGGAUAUCUGGAUCCAUUUCCUACGGAGGAACGAUACGAAGUAAAAGUGAAGGAAGGAACUGGAGCAGUUCUAAUAUGUGAUCCUCCUCCACAUUUCCCUGAUGAUCUUAAUUAUCGCUGGCUUUUAAAUGAAUUUCCUGUGUUCAUCUCAACUGAUAACAGAAGAUUUGUUACACAGACAAACGGAAAUCUGUAUAUUGCAAAAGUUGAGCAGACCGACCGAGGCAAUUACUCAUGUUUUGUCUCCAGUCCUUCUGUUACGAAAAGUGUAUUCAGCAAAUUUAUAUCACUUCUUCCACAAACUGAUACUUCAGAGAAACCUAAACGGUAUACACCUGUUAUUAAUGUCAAAUUUAAAGACACACGGGCCCUGAAAGAUCAAAACGUCACACUAGAGUGUUUUGCUUUGGGAAAUCCUGUUCCUGUAAUCACAUGGAGAAAAAUAAAUGAGGCGAUGCCAGCUUCAGCAGAAAUAAGCAUGUCUGGGGCUGUCCUAAAAAUUUUCAAUAUCCAACCUGAAGAUGAAGGGACAUACGAAUGUGAAGCUAAGAACAUUAAAGGGCUGGACACACACAGAGCAUAUGUAUAUGUAGAAGGUGUGCCAGAAUGGGUAGAACACAUCAAUGAUACAGAAAGAGAUAUAGGCAGUGAUUUGCACUGGUCCUGUGUUGUUAAAGGCAAGCCACAGCCUAGCAUCAGAUGGCUGAAAAACGGAGCGUCGUAUGGAAAGGGUGAACUAAGAAAGAGUGGGCUGACUUUGGACGAUGCCGGAAUCUAUCAGUGCAUAGCAGAAAAUAUGCACGGAAUUAUUUAUGCGAAUGCAGAGUUAAAGAUUCUCGCUUUAGCACCAACAUUUGAAUUUACUCCUAUGAGAAAGAAAGUUUUAGCUGCCAAAGGAGGACGUGUAAUCAUUGAGUGCAAGCCAAAAGCUGCUCCAAAAGCCAAAUUUUCAUGGAGUAAGGGGACGGAGCUGCUAAUAAACAACAGUCGCGUAUCAAUCUGGGAUGAUGGUAGCCUGGAAAUCCUGAACAUUACAAAACUCGAUGAAGGCAGCUAUACUUGUUAUGCAGAAAAUGACAGAGGAAAAGCAAAUGGCACUGCCGUACUUUCUGUCACGGCUGCCACAAAGAUAACCCUUGCACCUUCAAAUGCUGAUGUGACUGUAGGUGAAAAUGCAACCAUGCAGUGCAAUGCAUCUCACGAUCCCACAUUGGACCUUUCAUAUAUCUGGUCUUUAAAUGGCUUUCCAAUUGAAUUUGACAUGGAAGACAGACAUUAUGAACGGGCUAUACGGCUGCCUUUGCAGAAUGAUGUGGGCAGCGAACUCAUUAUAAAAAAUGCACAACUUAAACAUGCUGGAAGAUACACUUGCACAGCACAAACAAUUGUUGACAACUCUUCAGCUUCAGCUGAUCUUGUAGUCAGAGGUCCCCCUGGUCCUCCAGGUGGUAUCAGAGUAGAAGAACUAAGAGAUACUUCUGUAAAAUUAACAUGGAGUAGUGGAACCGACAAUCACCAGCCAAUUUCUAAGUAUAACAUCCAGGCAAGAAAUAUUUUGUCUGACGACUGGAAAGAUGUAAAGACAGAAAAUCCAAACAUUGAAGGAUAUAUGGAGAUGGCAAGAGUUAUAGAUCUGAUUCCUUGGAUGGACUAUGAAUUCCGGGUUAUAGCAACAAACACAUUAGGAGUUGGAGAACCAAGCUUGCCAUCCCCAAAAAUAAGAACAGAGGGAGCUGCACCUAUUGUAGCUCCUGCAGAAGUUGGCGGUGGUGGUGGAAGCAAUCGUGAGUUAACAGUAACAUGGCAGCCUUUGUCACGUGAAUAUCAUUAUGGUGAUGGCUUUGGCUAUGGUGUCGCCUUCAAGCCCUUCAAUGUCAGGGAAUGGAGAAAAGUUAUUGUUUCCAACCCUGAAAGUGGUCACUAUGUGCACAAGGAUGACACCAUAACUCCAGCAACACAGUUUCAAAUAAAAGUAAAGGCCUUUAAUAAAGUUGGAGAAGGUCCAUACAGCAGCACUGUUGUAGUAUACUCAGCAGAGGAUGUGCCUACAGAAGCCCCAACGGCAGUAGUAUACAAUAUAUUGUCAUCUACUGAAGUAUCUGUUGCCUGGCAUCCAGUUUAUGAGAAAUCUAUUGAAGGUUACCAGGUUCGCUACUGGCGAAUUCAAGACAAAGAAGCAGCAGCACAUCGAGUACAAGUGAAAGCUGCAGAUAUUACAACCCGGCUUGAAGGAUUGAUGCCAAAUACACAUUACAACUUAGAAGUUCGGGCUUUUAAUAGUGCUGGGGAUGGGCCACCAAGCAGAACGCUAACUUUCCUAACAAGGAAAGCUCCUCCAAGUCAGAAACCUCAGAUUACAAGUGCUGUGAGAUAUGGCUCACAGUAUAUUAUCACCUGGGAACAUGUAGCACAUUUAUCCAAUGAAUCUGCUGUGAAUGGUUACAAGGUUCUUUACAGGCAAGAUGGGCAGAGAGAUGGAAAGCUGUAUACAACUCCCAAACAUUCAGUAGAAUUACCUGUCCCAGAAGAAGGAGAAUAUGUUGUUGAGGUCCGAGCUCACAGCGAAGGUGGUGAUGGAGCAGUUGCUUACAUUAAAAUUUCUGGAGGUGCAACAGGGAUUCUCCCCUCUUUUCUUGGAGUUCUUCUGCCAAUCCUAAGCCUGCUGAUGUAUUUGGAAUUUUGAAUGUAGCUACAUUUACAAUGUCCUGAGUGCAGUGUACUCUCCUCACAGCUGAAGGCAAUGAUUUUUUUUUCUUUUCUUUUUAGUUGGAGAUUACUCCGGUACCAUCUUAAGACAAAAAAAAAAAAAAGAUAUUACCAUACUGAUUUAUUGUGAACUGAAAAAAGGCAUUCAUGAACUCCACACAUGAAGGGGUUAUUUUCGAGGAAGAACGUUUUUAACUUGUUCCACUAUGCCUUAUGAAACACGUAUGCCAAUAUUUGACAGUUGCAUGAUCAAACGGGCAAGUUACAGUGUUAAAUUGCAAUACCUUAGACUGUACAGUGAAAGCAAAGUCACCAUGCAUAGGUGAUUUAAUGAAAUAAAACAUUGUUAUAUAUAUAUAAUAGAGAUACAAAUGUUGUAUAUGGUUAGAGUAAGAAACAAAUGCCAUCUGUCUAUGCUGUUUUGUGUGCUUCAUCAUUUUUACUGGCCCCUGUCUUUUGUUUGCAAGGUUCAGGCUUCUAGACUAGUAGUCAGAACAAAAACAGUCAUUACAUGACAAAAAAACGGAUGUUUUCGCUACAAUAAUUGAAUGUACUUUCUUAAUAUAUGAUAGGGUUGGGGGUAUGGGGGGCAAAAGGUGACCAUGUGAACUGGUUUCCAUGUAGAUCCAUUGAGUGCAUGAAAUGAAUGUAGAUUUCCUUGGCAUUACUAGGACUUAAGACGUCAGAGACAUGUUACAAACAUUGACUGGCAAACAACUUUGUUUUUAUUGGUCAUAUGUCUAUUAUGGCAUUAGCUAUAUUCUACAGUAAUGCCAAUGGUAAUCCAACCAUUAGGAAUAAUGUAUACCUUUUGUCUGGUGGCUUAUAGGCAAGAGGGAGAACAUUGACAAUGAACAAUGGAAUGUCCAUAUAGCACAGUGCUCUACUGGCUGAGAAUUUAGGCACUUGCAAUUGAAUGGCCUUCAAGAGUAUGAUGUUUCUAAUGGUCAGGCUGGUAAGACAUUAACCCAAACCAACCCUGGAUAUUGGUCAGGUUAGAAAUUUAUAUUUCCAGCACUGAAGAUUUUAUUAUUAGUUCUUUAUUAUAAGACUACAAUAAUUGAAAGGCUUUGGAGUACUGGAAAGCCGUGCAAGCAAGUUGUUACCAUUUGUUUGUUACUACAUUGUCUUAUCCUUUGUGUAAUAGUUUCUAAUGAAACAUCCUGACAUUUAAUUAGGUUGUUUUUUAUUAAUUUUAUUAGAUUGCUUUAUUUAGCAAUACGCCAAUUGUUCUGCAUGUAACUAUACCUACUGAGAUGCAGUGGCUCCUACUUUUUAGUUACUUCAAAAUGAUCUCUCCAUUCCAAGAAAUUCAGGAGUGCAGGAGGUUUAUAAUUCUGUAUCAUGCAAACUGCUAUUUUUCAUCUCUACUUUGUUGCUGUUUACACUAUGUGAUCACAAAUGGUGGAUACAGUGUGGUAAGGGGUGGUACAUUUUUAAUGUGACUUUGUUCAGAGUUUGUUGUGUAUAGUUGAAGAUGUGAAGACUGUUGUCUGUGUGGUACAGUAAAAAAAAGUUGGUGCAGUAUAUUUGGAGAGAUGGCAAAUAUCAAUGACAAAGGCAUCUGGGUAAAAAGCUUGUUAACAACCCCUUACUAAUGAAUGUGUUUGCUCUGCCUUUGUCUUUAUCUUUUGUGUUCAGCCAUCAAAAUGGUUUCCAAGGCGCGCUUAAAAUGUCAACGUUCUGUGUGAGUGGUAUUGGGGGGAAAAAAACAUUUUUUUUUUCAAGAUGGUUCCAGUAACAGUGCAAUGUUUUCAUUUUCUUUUUCUUAUUAGCACAAACUUGUUAUAUGAUUAAAUAUAGCUAUUUACUUUUUAUAUAUAAAUUACCCUACAGAUUUUAUUAAUAGAAGAACAAAAAUCUCAAUUUACUAUGUACUUGUCAUAAUGUAUAAAGACUGCAUUCUGAAAAACAACAAAACAAAGAAUAUUAAUAUAGAAGUGCCACUGAAUUGAUGUGGAAAUGUUUAAUACCUUGGGAGAAAAGCAUAUGUAUUCGCACACAGUUGUGUGUGUGUUUGUAGAUGAAUAUUCCUUACACAUGACUUUAUUUUCAAAUGCAUGAUGCCCUUUUACCUUUCUACUAUACACUAUGUAAAAAUGUGCUUGGAUCUGAGGUGUAGAGAAAAGAACACUUGUUUAAUGCAGAUUUUGUUUUAAAGCAAAUUUCAAUGCUUCUUAUAUUCAAUGCACUUACCAUGUGUCAAAACUGGCAUCACCCAUUCACAGGACAAAUCUGCAGUUGAGAAUGGCCUUUUGAGACUGAAAAUGCAAGAUCAUUUUUCAGACUAGAGCAAUACCCACUCAGCGUUAACUUGUUCCAUUUAAACACAUUUUUUAACUACUUGCACAUGUUUAAUUUGCUUCUAUUGAGAUGUGUUUGGGUUUCUUUAAUAAUCGUGUAAGAGAAUAUUUGUUGCUUGAAUUUUGUUUUAUUUUACUUUAUUGGUUUACAUGUUAUAUUUUUUUUUAAAGUGGAAUAGGUACAGUAGGAAUGAGAUUUUCUUUUUUUUUAAUGAAGGAACCCAAGUUAAAAUGUAAUAAAUAUCAGUAUUACUCACAAUAUAACUGUUGGCCUAUACAUUUACCAAAAUGUUAUGUUUUGUUAAAAAAAAACUUAAGUAAAAGAAAACUUCCACCAAAUAAAGGUAUUUGACAAACAA